Helicoverpa zea (corn earworm) is the source of this 1624-nucleotide messenger RNA. RefSeq names its product putative nuclease HARBI1. The transcript has 2 exons. The record is from RefSeq and is a predicted model, not a curated record. Bases 389 to 1483 code for a protein of 364 amino acids. NCBI's taxonomy places the organism in Eukaryota, Metazoa, Arthropoda, Insecta, Lepidoptera, Noctuidae.
AUGUGCCUUAGGGCCGAUUUUUCAAUUGUCAGAUAAACAAACAGAUAGGGUAUAUUCGAGAGAUAGCGAAGUUGAUGAAUUUUUCAAUGGUCGAGUAAGACCUAUUGGACGAAUAAAUCCUUAUCUGAGGAAUUAAUUUAUUUGCCGCCUUGACCGCCAGGUAAGUACUAUUCGAUUGAUAAUUUGACGCAGAUGACGUUUUAGUUUGAAGUUAUUUCUUGCGCUAUUAACAAUUUAUCAAUUUAUUAUGGAUAUUUUCGAUAAUAUUGAUGACUUGGCUAUCGAAGAAGAGACUUUAAUAAAUGAAUAUAUAAAUCCACCCGAAAGAAAAGAAAGAAUAAUCCGCCCAAGGCCUGAAAGUUAUUUCUUGCGCUAUUAACAAUUUAUUAUGGAUAUUUUCGAUAAUAUUGAUGACUUGGCUAUCGAAGAAGAGACUAUAAUAAAUGAAUAUAUAAAUCCACCCGAAAGAAAAGAAAGAAUAAUCCGCCCAAGGCCUGAUCACUUUAGGAUUUGGGAUUCAAAAGAAUUUCAUCGCAGAUUCAGACUUCGGAAAGAGUCGGUGCAAUAUUUACUUUCCCUAAUUGAAAAUAAAAUCAAGCACCAAACAGAAAGAAAUCAGUGUAUUUCACCCAUGUUGCAGUUAUUAAUUGCACUGCGAUUUUAUGCCACUGGAAGUUUUUACAUAACUGUUGGUGAUUUUGGUGGUAUUCAUAGUUCCACUAUGUGCCGUAUUAUUAAAAAAGUUACUGAAGCUAUAGCAUCUUUAAGAACAAUAUUCAUAAACUUGCCAAGAAGUGACGAAGACAUCAGAAGCACUCAACUAGAAUUUUAUAAAAUAGCCAGAUUCCCUAGAGUAGUAUCGGCUAUAGAUGGCACCCAUAUUAGGAUUCAGUCGCCUGGUGGUAACACUGCAGAAGAAUUCAGGAAUAGAAAAGGAUUCUUUUCGUUUAAUGUUCAAGCAAUGUGUUCAGCAGACUUGAUGUUUCAAGAUAUAGUUGCACGUUGGCCUGGCUCUACCCAUGAUUGCAUGAUAUUUGCCAAUUCACAUGUGAAAUACCACUUUGAGAAUGGUGAAUUUGGCAAUGGAAUUAUACUUGGAGAUAGUGGUUAUGAACUAACUAAUUACCUACUCACUCCUUUUCAAAAUCCAGACACACCAACUAAGACUUUAUAUAAUGAAUCACAAAUUCGAACACGGAAUGUUAUUGAAAGGUGCUUUGGAGUUUGGAAAAGACGGUUUCCAGUCCUAAGUAUAGGAUUAAGGUGUAGGCUGCCGCUUGCACAAGAUGUGAUUGUAGCCUGUGCUGUACUACACAACUUGGCAAGAUCAAAAAAUGAGGAGGAACCUCCAGUGGACCCAGAAUUGCAUAUUCCACCACAGCCUAUAUUUCCACCCGCUAUAGCCGAUUUUACUGGUGAUGAAAGGUGCCAUACUAGGAACUUAAUCUUAAUAAAUUAUUUUCAUGCCUUACCUACUGAAUAAUCUAGGGCAGCCAAGCUCAAUUUUUCAACAGUUUUACUACAUAUAAUCUUUAUAUUCAUUCAAUAGAAAUUUAUGUUUAUCAUAUGUGCAAUUUCUUUUUCAAUUAAUGUUACAUAAUAAAAACAUUGGUAUUUUAUUAAA